GAGAGGAGUAUGUCCAUGCGUCUUUGGACUCGACAGGAAGACAAAAGACCCAAAAAUGUGUAACCUGCGUCCUUCAUUAUGAUGAAGCUAACCAUACACCUGGUCCAGGAGUCAGAGUUAAAGGAGUUCCAGCAGAGUUGUAUGUGGACAGAGUUGCUAUGGACCCAGCUGUUGCCUCAUGCCUCUAAAGAUCCUUAUGACACUCAACAUGAAGAUAGUGAUGCCCUCCCGGUUUGAACUGAUGGGGCUGAGUCCAGAGGAUGAGGCUGGCAUCAAGAAGGCAGCAGAGAACAUGAAGGCCUUGAUUGAGCACGAGAUGAAGAAUGGGAUCCCUGCCAAUCAGAUUGUCCUGGGAGGCUUUUCACAGGAUGGAGCGUUGUCUCUCUACACAGCCCUUACCUGCCCCCACCCUCUGGCUGGCAUUGUGGCAUUGAGCUGUUGGCUGCCUCUGCACUGGGCCUUCCUCCAGGCAGCCAAUGGCAGUGCCAAGGACCUGGCCAUCCAUCAGUGCCGUGGGAACUGGGCCCAUGAUGCCUGUACGGUUUGGGGCCCUGACAGCCAAGAAGCUCUGGUCUGUUGUCACACCUGCCAGGGUCCAGUUCAAGACACAUCCGGGUGUCAUGCACAGCUCCUGUCCUCAGGUGAUGCCAGGUGUGAAGGAUUUCUUAAGAAGCUGCUGUGUCCUGUCUAACCAGAGUUGCUGGCCCCCAGUGCAGUCCCCCAGCUCAUGGGGAACCCAACAAGCAAGUGUGGUACCAUCUUGAACCGGUUGAACCCGUCUCCACCCUUCCUGACCUCGUCUUCUUCCCACAGGCCUCUGGGGCAGACGGCAAGACCUGGCCAGGCCUUCUUUCCUGGCCUCAGCCACCUGGCCCUGUCUGCAGCAGGGGUGGGCUGCUUUCUUAUCCCAUUUUCCUGGUGGCAGGGGCCCCUGGCAGCAGUAUUGGAGGAGCUAUAGGCAGCUGGAGAAAGGGGCCCAGCCACUGACCCACUCACUCGGGAUCUCACUCAUGAGUUCUGCUUAGGCCCCCUCCUGUGACCCCAGGGUUUGGCCCAUGGGGCCCUCCCAGGCCUCCACCCCAAUUGAUUCUGCCCAGAUAAUCGUGUGUCUAUCCUGCCUCCACUCCAACUGCUUCUUAAUCAUGAAUUUGGCUAUGGCCCUGGGGCCCCCUUGCUGCUGUGGGCUCCCUGCCCUGGGCAGGAGUGCUGAUGAGGAAGUAGAGUCUGGAGGGAGACUUCCCUCAGCUGUUCUGUUCCCCCACUUGGGGGCUGGGCCCUGCCUCCCUGUUACCCUCCUCCCUGCAGGCCUGAAGCCUGAAGGGCUAGACUGAGGCUCAACGUCUCCCCCAGCUGUCUCACUCCCACUUUGUCCCCACUCUAGGGCAGGGAGGUGGUGGGGGAGGAGUUGUGUCUGGUCUUCUAUCUCCAGUGGUUUUGGGUGUUUUUCUUGGUGUAUCCUGGAUUCUGAUAAAAAAAAUUGCUUCCUCAAAAAAAAAAAAGAAACAUAUGU
Messenger RNA from Lemur catta (Ring-tailed lemur), 1510 nucleotides. RefSeq names its product acyl-protein thioesterase 2-like. Gene Ontology annotation, biological process: protein depalmitoylation. Bases 179 to 691 code for a protein of 170 amino acids. Gene Ontology annotation, cellular component: cytoplasm. The transcript has 3 exons. Lineage: Eukaryota; Metazoa; Chordata; Mammalia; Primates; Lemuridae. Gene Ontology annotation, molecular function: carboxylic ester hydrolase activity; palmitoyl-(protein) hydrolase activity. The record is from RefSeq and is a predicted model, not a curated record.